CGCCUCGCACAAAAGUCAGGCCCGAGUGUGUCCGACCAACUACCUCAUUGGAGGGGAUGAAGUGUUGGAUAAACCCAUGAAAGAUGAAUAGGAACAACACGUUGUUGCAUUGUGGAAAAAGAUCCCAAUAUCAGACGGUUGGUCGACAGAUUAGUGAACCAACGUCCCCGUGUCAGACAAAUCGUACCUGCCUAACCCCGGGGCAAACCAUCAACUCGAAGGGGCCAGGUCUCCAAUACCAGGUGAGCAGCAACACAUAACUCGAUCAAAGUUGAUGAAUCAAUAGGAGAGAACUUCCCUAUUUAUCCACCUUUAGAGCAAGAGAGGCGACGGAUGCUUUCACAUCUCCCAUCCGCUGCCUCUGCCUCUCCCGUCCAAAGUUUGGGUAACACGACAAACGGACGCAAUGAGAGUAGUAUUUACCGUUGCCUCUCAGUUGUUCUUGUCAACAAUCAUCAUCUCUCAAUUAGCUUUGACUGCAACAUGCGUUCGAACAGCAGUCAACGUCACGUAUAGCGAAUAUGUCGGAGAAGAACUUGGCAACGGCGUCAGUCAAUGGCUUGGACUCCGGUACGCGGCACCGCCUGUUGGUGCCCUGAGAUUCGCGCCCCCGCGAGAUCCGCUAUCUAACUCUGAGCCUCAAGCGGCAAAUAAGCAUGGGAACUGGUGUGUCCGAAGGCCGGGUAAUUCUCUGACUUCGGAGGAUUGCCUGUUUCUGGACGUCUAUGCACCGACAAAAGCAACCACAAAGUCCAAGCUCCCAGUCUUUGUCUUCAUCCAGGGCGGAGGUUUCAACGACAAUGCUAACCCAAACCUCAACGGAACUGGGCUCGUAAAGGCGAGUUCAAACAGCAUCAUCGUCGUUACACUCAAUUACCGUGUAGGACCAUACGGGUUUCUCACCAACGGACCGCAAGUUGUUGCCAACAACGGGCUUCGAGACCAGCGCAAGGCUCUGGAAUGGGUGCAAAAGUACAUCAGCCAAUUUGGAGGUAACCCUGACCAUGUCGUCCUUGGAGGAGCCUCAGCUGGUGCGGCCAGCGUCGCUUACCACAUGAUGGCCGACAAGGACGGCAACAGAAAGCUGUUCCACGCAGCAGCUGCCGAAUCAGUCUCCUUCGGUACCGUCCUCACCGUCCAACAAGCCCAGUACCAGUAUGACAACCUGAUGAUCCGCCUCGGCUGUGCCAGAAGCGACGCCGCCGCUAGUCUGGCCUGUCUGCGAUCCAAGACUCAAAAAGAAAUUGCCGACAAGGACGGCGACAUCCCGUACCCUGGCUCGUCCAACGGACCCAUCUACAUGUGGUCCCCCGUCAUCGACGGCGACUUUGUAAUAGACUACCCGUACUCCGCCUUCCGCAACGGCAACUUCAUCAAGAACAUCCCCGUCAUCUUCGGCGACGACACCAACGGCGGCAGCGGCUUCGUCCCUGACCGCAUCAGCUCCCUCGGCGACAGCAACCAGUUCAUCAAGGACCAGUUUCCUGCCAUCACCCUGAGCCAGCUCGACACCCUGAACAUGCUCUACCCUAACCCGAACGCUUCGAUCUGUCCCAGAAUGGGCUGUUGGCGCGGACAGGCGGGAAGUGUCUACGGCGAGAUGAGGUACAUGUGUCCUGGGUUGUACCUGAAUGAUGCGUUUGACAACUACAACGAUCAAUACUCCAAGGGCACAAGCUCUUGGGCGUAUCGGUGGAACGUGGAGGACCGGGAUCAGAUGGCCAGCGGGCUGGGAGUGCCGCAUGUUGUCGAGCUCAAUGCCCUUUUUGGACCGACAAACAUGUGGUAUACUGGCCAGGUGCCCCAGAGUUAUUUUCCGGGUGGGACAAACGCGGCGGCGGUGCAGGUCAUGCAGGGCUAUUGGGUCAGUUUCAUCAGGACAUUUGAUCCGAAUACGUUGAGGUGUUGUGGGAGCGUGGAGUGGAAGGCCUGGAAGAGCGGCGAUAAAGCGAGUGCACAGCAUCAGAGGUUGUUGUUUGGGACGGGCGGGAAGACGGCGAUGGAGGUGAUUCCAUUUGAUGAGGGGCUGGGGCUGAGGUGUAAGUAUUUGCAGGCUAUUGGGAGGAGCCUGCUGCAGUGAGCAUGUGGCAUGUCUGGUGGUGACAGUGUUGGUCGGGUCGGGUUGUUUGCUUCCGGAAUCUGGCCAUGACCAAACAGACGAGAGAGAAGAUGAUGGCGUGCUUGUUUCUCCGUGAACACCUCUCCCCUGAAGAUGUCCUUAGCGUACGCGACAUGAACGCAACAAAGAUCAUGUUUUUCCAAUGAAGAGGUCCCAUCCAACUUCAACAUCAAAAGUGGAGAUAGGGGAAUGCUG
Messenger RNA from Neurospora hispaniola, 2314 nucleotides. Its product is annotated as Alpha/Beta hydrolase protein. The transcript has 2 exons. Lineage: Eukaryota; Fungi; Ascomycota; Sordariomycetes; Sordariales; Sordariaceae. The coding region runs from base 407 to 2080 and encodes 557 amino acids. The record is from RefSeq and is a predicted model, not a curated record.